AUUCCUCUCUUCCGGCCUCGUCACUUAAUUAUCUCCUCCAAAUAGUUGUACUCAUGGAAGCCUACUCCUCGUCUUCUUCAUCCUCCACGUCAUCAAUGUACCUGGCUGCUGCCAACAACAACGUUAUUACCUCCUCGUCAUCGUCAGACGCCCCUCGAAAACCGUUCCAUUCAUCUCUCCAUACGAUUCGGAACUCCAACACCAAGAAGCCAUGGAACAACAAGAAGUUACCCAUCGCUCCGCUGCCGCCGAACCCUCCUAAGGUCUACAAGGUCGACCCAUUCAACUUCAGGGACCUCGUCCAGCGCCUCACUGGAGCCGCCGCCGCCGAAGCCAGCCUGCAGCCUCAGUACCAGCAAAUACAGCACCCAAGGAUUCAGAAGCUUGACCUGCUGGAGAGGCAGCCACAGCCGCCGCCGCCGCCGAUGCAGCAGCUUCUUCUCCCGGGUGGAUUAGUGGAACGGCAGGAGGGGUCGCCGUUUUCGGGGCUGUUUCGGGAGUUGAUGAUGGCGGAAAGGUCGUCCUACGUGGAGGAGGAUAGUAAUAAUAAUAUUAAUGAUUACUUUUAUAAUAAUAAUAAUGACAUUACGGCGUCGGAUAGUUCGGUGGAGCUGAAUCUGCUGCCGUCGCCGACCUCUCAACACUGUUGGUUCCCGCAGCUGUUGAGCCCAGCGGGGCCGGGGAACUUGAUUUCCGGACUGAAUCUAUAGGUCUCGAUUCCUAUGUAUAUGAUUAUGAUGGUCCUCUCUAGCAGCUAUUUCUUUAUUCUAGUUCUAAUAGUCUUGAAUAAUUGUAGCAUUUUAAA
Linum trigynum is the source of this 805-nucleotide messenger RNA. NCBI's taxonomy places the organism in Eukaryota, Viridiplantae, Streptophyta, Magnoliopsida, Malpighiales, Linaceae. The record is from the annotation of a GenBank genome assembly.